Molecule: messenger RNA, 1123 nt
Organism: Psammomys obesus (fat sand rat)
Lineage: Eukaryota; Metazoa; Chordata; Mammalia; Rodentia; Muridae
Gene: Mphosph6
Product: M-phase phosphoprotein 6
Exons: 5
Coding region: 156-584 (142 amino acids)
Biological process (GO): maturation of 5.8S rRNA
Source: RefSeq, a predicted model, not a curated record
AUGCUGGGAGUCGGGCGUGGCGGCCGAGCUCCGAGAUGUCCCGUAGUGACUCGGGCCGAAGCGACGGGCAGACUGGACCCCACACUGGCCCUGGAUGGCCGCCGUCCUCGCACCCAUGCAUUCGCUCAGCCUGAGGGACACUGGGCACCAGGUUCAUGCAAAGAGGCCUGGACUCGGAAACCAAGAAGCAACUAGAAGAGGAGGAAAAGAAGAUGAUCAGCGAUGAGCACUGGUACCUGGAUUUGCCAGAGUUCAAGGAGAAAGAGAGUUUCAUCAUAGAAGAGCAGAGCUUCUCCCUAUGUGAAGAUCUUCUCUAUGGAAGGAUGUCAUUCAGAGGAUUUAAUCCCGAAGUUGAGAAGUUAAUGCUUCAGAUGAAUUCUAAGAACAAAGCAGCAGCAGAAGAAGAUGAGACAGCUGAGGUCGAUGUGUCGGACGAAGAAAUGGCAAGAAGAUAUGAGACUUUGGUGGGAACAAUUGGAAAAAAGUUUGCCAAGAAGAGGGACCGAGCCAAUUAUGAAGAAGAUGAAAACGGAAAUAUAAAACCCAUUAAAAUGAAGAAGAUGUUCUUAAAGCCCCAAGAUUAAAAUGGAUGCAGAUACAGCGGAUGCCUAUGGGUACAGCCUGCUUUGAGCCCAUCUUUGUGCCAUCUGUAGUGGCUAAUACUCUAAUGUUUACCUGUAAAGAAAUGUAUAACUUUGCAAUGUGCUGUUCUUGAGACAGAUGUGUAAUGGAUGUUAUACAUCCUUUUUACAGCAUUCUUCAGGGGCUUCGCAUGUGUAGGCACAGGCCGCUCCCUAGAGUUUUGACCUGAUUUUGUGUGUGUAUACACACAGACAGGACAUACACAUAGUUCUCCAUUUAUUGUCCUGGAAUGACUGUUAUAAACUAACUAUUGCCAUUGUUUAAACUGUCCUUAUAUUUAUAUUUUACUUUCUGAAUCAUGUCAAGCCAAUUCACACAUUUACUUCAGAAUCAAAUGUUCUCCAGGAACAGACCUGCAUUUACCCUGAAGUGUUUGCAUGCUGUCAGAUCUUUCUCAUUUGUAGUAGUAUGGGUUUUCUUUAUUUAAGGCAAUCAAUUGGGUCAUUUUUCUAAUGUUCUGUAAUAAACAUCUGUUUUCAUA